Molecule: messenger RNA, 2222 nt
Organism: Nymphaea colorata (pocket water lily)
Lineage: Eukaryota; Viridiplantae; Streptophyta; Magnoliopsida; Nymphaeales; Nymphaeaceae
Product: probable polygalacturonase
Exons: 6
Coding region: 65-1516 (483 amino acids)
Biological process (GO): carbohydrate metabolic process
Molecular function (GO): polygalacturonase activity
Source: RefSeq, a predicted model, not a curated record
CCAAAAAAUUGGAGGACCAGGACUCAAGGGAGUAAGCAUCUAUAUAAACAGGGCCUCUUCUUUCAUGGCUUCCACACUUGUUGGUACAACCAUGGAUCCUCACUCCAAUAACGGUUUGAUGAAAUUGGCAUGGGUGACGGCGCUAGCGCUUCGCCUUCUCUGCGUGAUGGGUGAGUGCAAGCAGCCGGGUGCACCAGCUCCGGCGACAUCGUUGGCGCACUAUGCACCGUCAUGCCGAGCGCACAGAGCAUCGAUAAAGGACUUUGGUGGGGUGGGCGACGGGUCCACGUCGAACACGAAGGCCUUCCGAGACGCGGUCGCCCACCUCAGCCAAUUCUCGGCACAGGGAGGGGCGCUGCUGUACGUGCCUCCGGGAAGGUGGCUGACGGGAGGCUUCAACCUCACCAGCAACUUCACUCUUUUCCUUGAUCGGGAUGCCGUCCUCCUUGCCUCUCAGGACAUGAACGAAUGGCCCCUUAUAGAUCCCUUGCCUUCAUAUGGGAGGGGAAGGGAUGCUCCUGGUGCCAGAUACAGCAACUUCAUCUUCGGAACGAACCUUACAGAUGUGGUUAUCACAGGCAACAAUGGCACGAUCGACGGGCAGGGUGAAUUUUGGUGGGAUAAGUUUCAUAAGAAAGAGCUCAAGUAUACAAGAGGAUAUCUCAUAGAGUUCGUGUAUACCACUGGCAUUGUCAUAUCAAACAUCACACUCCUCAACUCUCCUUCAUGGAACGUUCAUCCUGUCUACAGCAGGAAUAUUGUCGUUCAAGGCAUCACAAUUCUCGCACCAGUGAACUCACCAAACACUGAUGGCAUCGAUCCAGAUUCCUGCUCCCAGGUAUGGAUACAGGACUGCUACAUAGUCUCUGGAGAUGAUUGCAUUGCAAUCAAGAGUGGGUGGGAUGAGUAUGGGAUUCGCGUCAACAUGCCAAGUGAAUACAUCUACAUUAAGGGUCUCACCUGCAUCUCCCCAACAAGUGCUGUAAUUGCACUUGGCAGUGAGAUGUCAGGGGGGAUUCAAAAUGUUUUUGCUGAAGAUAUUACAACAAUCGACUCGGAGGUUGGGGUUAGAGUUAAGAGUGCACCAGGCAGAGGUGGCUUUGUGAGGGGGAUAUACGUUAGGGGCAUGACCAUGAAGAACAUGAAGUAUGCCUUCAACAGCAAGGGAUUCUACAAGGACCAUGCUGAUGAUAAGUACAAUCCAAAAGCUCUUCCCGUUGUCAAUGGCAUCAGUCUCAGCAACAUGGUCGUCGAGAACGCAACUAUGGCCGCAAAGAUGGAAGGGAUUCAGAGUGCACCAUACACUGGAAUCUGCAUUUCUAAUGUGACCAUUUCUCUAGCACCAAGAAAGUGUGAAACGCCACCAGCAUGGAACUGCACUGAUGUUCAUGGUGUGUCCGGUGAUGUUAGUCCAGUGCCAUGUCGUCAGCUGUCACCGGGAUCACAGAAGAGCCCUUGCCCCUUUCCACUGGAAAGGGUUCCAAUUCAUAAGCCGAAAUUGGAGCUCUGCACUUAGAGCAGCAGCAGCAGUCACAUGUGAGAGAGAAUAAAUAAAUAAUUAUAUAUAUAUAUGUAUAUAUAUAUAUAUAUAAUUAUUUUUUCAAUAGUAUAGGAUAGGACCUUAAUAGAACAGGAGCCAACUGUAAGCAGAGUCUUCUGCAGUGCACCUUAUUUGUCGGGCUAAACUCUUGAUAAAGCCUCAAAUCUUAUUGAAGGAGAAGAAAGAAUAGAAAAGAACGUGCCAUGAAAACUGCACAUAAGAAAUGAGAAGCAAAAGCAUUGAUUAUACGAGUCACUUAAGAAACUGCAGUCACAAAUCAGGGUCAGAGGUUGAGAAUUCAGCAUUGGGGAGUCAAGGAUCUUACCCUUGAACUACUCGGAAGCAGAAGAAUGUUGUAGUCCACAUAACAACUGAGCAUAAAUAGCCAAGCAACUCCAACAGUUUACUGUGUCAACCGAUCAUGCUUUUACACAGAGUUCUGUUUCACCAAUUAUCAAAAUGGUAGCUGUGAAUGUUACAAUUCGACUUGGAGAAUCAAGAACUCAUCCAAAACGCAACUUGGUGCAUCAUAUAGUUUUGCGUUCGCAUGUGAGAUACGUAAACUAAAGGAGCUGAAAAAAGAGAAAACAAGAAGGAUGUUGUGCUUGGGUUAAAUCUGUACAUGGAUGCUGUCAACUCAAAACUAACAAUAAUCUAAAUCUAACUACAAUUUGUAUUUGAU